Messenger RNA from Scophthalmus maximus (turbot), 4220 nucleotides. It is a transcript of the gene prox2, whose product is annotated as prospero homeobox 2. Gene Ontology annotation, biological process: regulation of transcription by RNA polymerase II. The record is from RefSeq and is a predicted model, not a curated record. Lineage: Eukaryota; Metazoa; Chordata; Actinopteri; Pleuronectiformes; Scophthalmidae. Gene Ontology annotation, molecular function: DNA-binding transcription factor activity, RNA polymerase II-specific; RNA polymerase II cis-regulatory region sequence-specific DNA binding. Gene Ontology annotation, cellular component: nucleus. The coding region runs from base 1563 to 3578 and encodes 671 amino acids. The transcript has 5 exons.
CACCUUCAGCCACACAUACAGACAGCUUACAUUGUAAAAUAGAAUGUAACAUAAUUCAAAUCAGAUAAGAUAAUGUUUACAUGCAAGUAUGUAAGACAUAUAGAAUACAAUGGAGUAGAAUAAAGUAAAAAUAAUGUUUACAUGAAACUAUAUAAUACAUAUAGAAUAUAAUGGAGUAGAAUAAAGUAAAGAUAAUGUUUACAUGAAACUAUAUAAUACAUAUAGAAUAUAAUGGAGUAGAAUAAAGUAAAAAUAAUGUUUACAUGCAACUAUAUAAAACAUAGAAUAGAAUAAAGUAAAUAUAAUGUUUACAUGCAACUAUAUAAAACAUAUAGCAUAGGAAAGAAUAAAGUAAAGCUAAUGUUUACGUACACCUAUAUAAAACAGAAUAUAAUAGAAUAAAGUAAAGAUAAUGUUAACAUGCAACUAUAUAAAACAUAUAGACUAGAAUAGAAUAUAAUACAGUAAAGAUAAUGUUUACAUGCAACAAUAUAAAACAUUGAGAAUAAAAUAGAGUAGAAUAAAGUGAGGAUAAUGUUUACAUGUAACUGAAUAAAAACAUCGAAUGGAUAGGAAUAGAAUAGAAACAUAACUAUAUGAGAUAUAGAACAUGAUAGAAUAGAAUUUAAUUGAAGAUAAAUCAGAUAAGAUCAUGUUUAUAUGUAACUAUAUGAGAAAAUGGAAUAGAAUAUAGAUAAGAUAUAGUGUUUGCAUGUGAAUAAAACAUUUAAUAAGGUUAGAACAGAAUAGAGUUAGAAUAGAUUAAAGAUAAUGUUAACAUGUAUGUAUAGAAUAGAAUAGAAUAAAAAUAAGAUGCAUGUAACUGUAAAAACAUAGACUGGAAUAGAAUAGAACAGAGAUAAAAAUCAGAUAAGAUAUACUGUAUAUAGAAAUAAUCUCACAAAGGUUAUCUUUGUUAACCUCAGUGAUGCUGUAAGGAGAACAGAGAAUUGGAGAUUUUGUGUUUUUACAUAUUUUCUAAAAGUUCAUAAUUCAACUUGUUCAGAUUGUUUUCACUUUUUUAUUCUUCAUGUUAACGCGUUGUGUCUGUGGACAGCUGAUCAAUCACUUGCCCUUUGGGAACUAACAGAAGUGAUCGACGGAUCAUUGUGAUAUAUUAACCGAGUUGUUGUUGUUGUUGUUGUUGUUGUUUCCCCCCCAAGUUGUACAUUAAUAAUCAGAGCCGAAUCACAGGGGACACGAACACAUCGUGUCAUCUCUCCCGGGGCUUCACAUCCAUCCGCUCCGAGAGCAUUACGACUAAGUGCGCACCUUGCAGAUGUACUUUCCUGACAUCGCACGGCCGACGAGCCCCACGAUGCCCGCGGUGUUUCCACGUGGCCACGCCCCGGCUCGGUGUGAUACACAGCGUCUCUCUCUCUCUCUCUCUCUCUGUCUCUCUCUCUGUCUGUCUCUGUCUGUCUCUCUGCCGCGCUCCGACCGUCCGUCUCGUCAGUGUGCGCAGGCCAUCCGCUCGGCAGCACCACCCUGCAGCGCAACAGGUUCUUUCCAUUUCCUCUAACACAGACUCAUCAACGUGCGUCGCUGAAGCCCUAGUGAGCAUGAACCUUAGUCUUCCUGACCAGAACAUGCACAACUCGAGUGAAGGCUGCAUAGAGGACGACAAACCUGAUGUCAUGCUGCCUUGCUUCCGCAGAAACAUGUAUGACGAGCCUCUGGCCUCAUACUCCAACGGGUCCAUCAUCUCUCAGCUCCUCCGCAAGACAAUCCACAACAAGAGGGCACUAGACGAGAGCCACUUUUACCUUUCCAGCUCCACUGUCGCUGACUCCGGCCAGGAGGACCGGAGCAGUGUCUCCUCAAAGGACAGCACGCUGGAAGCCACCUCCCCCAGUGGCCACAUCUCUACUGGAAUCAGCCUGGAUGGCGAGCACCCCAUGACUGACCACCUGCAGGCCAAGAGGGCCAGAGUGGAAAACAUCAUCAGGGUCAUGGCUGGCUCCCCCAACAGCAGGCAGCACGGAGACAGUGAGAGGUCGGACACUGAAGCCAGAGACACCAGGGAGGCCUACAGGGAGAACAAACGCAAACAGAGGCUGCCUCAGCAUCAGGAGCACAGUGUUGGAGGACCCGCGAGCAGACGACCUGGAAGCAGCAAUGGUGACAACUGUAACACCAAGGAUGAGGAGUGUCACAAGUUGAAAGAGCAGCUCCACAGCAUGCAGAGGCUCCUGCGUCAGCUGCAGGAAAAGUUCCUUCAAGUUUACAACCAGGACGAUGCUGAACAUGACGACAGAGAUGAGGCAGAAAUCGCGGUUGAGCACGACGCCCUGGCAGAAAGCACAGAGUCAUGCUAUGUAAGCGCUGAAGAUGAUUUUGAGAGGAAGAACGGCAGAAUGACUGCGGGGUGUCAGGACCGAAUGAAAGUAGUCGGUUAUUUGGCACAACAGAGAGAAAGUCCGAACCUGCAGGAAACCCUGAAGCAGGAGCUCUCCCAGGCCGUUAGUGAGUGUGUGGACAGGGUGUUCAAGAAGGUGUCCUCCCCAGGGCUGGACCUGCCCCCCCAGCCGUGCAUGUGCUCGUCUCCAGAGAUUCAGACGAGUGCGGGUGCAGACAGGAAGGGCCAGCAGGCCAGCUCCACCCAGGACCAGCCCCAGUGUGAGGAGGCUGCAGUCAAACCGCGCUCUCUGGAGUACUACGAAAGCUCGGCGGCUCAGAGCCCACAGGACCAGACGGAGGCACUGUCACUGGUGGUCCGCAAGCCGGCAGUGACCCCCCUGAGCUCAGUCACGCCGACUGUGAAGAGGCCCUAUGCCGUUCACCAGACACCGUUUCAGUUCAAUUACAGCACCCCUCUGCACGACAGCCAGAUCCUCGAGCACCUUCUCAAGUACGGGCCCCACUCCAACUUUGGCGGGCUGCCCUGCAUGCCCCCGUCGAUGGACAGGACCUCCCCAGACUCAGUGGACCUGCCGUGGGACACCAUCGCCAUGAGGUCCAAGGUGACGUCCAGCCACCUCGGCCACCACCCCCGUGCCUCCGCCCUGGGGUCAGUGACGGUCGACAAUAUGUGUCUCCCUCACGUCAAACUCGAGUGUGGUGACCUGCAGAGCAUGGCUGAACGAAACCCCUACAUGUCUCUCAACAUCCAGGAGGGCCUCACCCCGAGUCAUCUGAAGAAGGCAAAGCUCAUGUUCUUCUACACCCGCUACCCCAGCUCCAAUGUGCUGAAAACUUUCUUCCCUGAUGUCAAGUUCAACCGCUGCAUCACCUCUCAGCUGAUCAAGUGGUUCAGCAACUUCAGGGAGUUCUACUACAUCCAGAUGGAGAAGUUUGCCCGCCAGGCCAUUGUUGACGGCAUCAGCGAAGUCAAAGACAUGACAGUUAGCAGGGACUCUGAGCUGUUCCGGGCGCUGAACAUGCACUACAACAAAGCCAAUGACUUCCACGUUCCAGACAGAUUCCUGGAGGUUGCUGAAAUCACCUUGCAUGAGUUUUACAAUGCCAUUUCCGCAGCCAAAGAUUCAGACCCCUCCUGGAAAAAGGCCAUAUACAAGGUGAUCUGUAAACUGGACAGCGAUGUCCCCGAAGAGUUCAAGUCAUCUUCCUAUUUAUAGGUGGAGAAAUGUACAGGUGCAGGAAUUGGAGAUUUUUGAAGAUCGUCCCUUGACAGUAUUAUUUCAUCAUUUGUUGUAGUGCAUUUUAGUGAGGUGAAAUGUAGAUGUUGGCUAAACAAUGAUUUUUGUAAAAAACAAACAAAAAACACCAUUUUAAACGUUGUGUUCUGCUUUUAUUAAAAGCAGCUACUGAUUAAAAUUAAAGCUUUAUACUAUUGUUUAGUAUUUCAUUAUAUUAUCUGCCUCAACGCGGUUAGAGAGUUACUGAUUUUGUGAGUGUGUAAAAAUGUUAACAAAGUUGUAAUCAUUUGUAGUAUAGCCUUAAUUAGUUGAACUGGAAAAGGGUUGUUUUUCUUGGCAGUUAUCGUCAGUGUUAGUUAGAUUUUUAACUUUUUUUUCUUCUUCCCAUAGCUGUUUGUGUGUUGUGUUGGUGUACAAGCACUGCUGUUGUAUGUUGCAUAAUGUUCUAUACAUUUGUUGUAAACUGAGCUUGACUGAAUGUGCAUGUUAAAAUAAUGCAAGUGACUGUCAUGAGUUUUACUAUCAUGUAUAAAAGUCGUGUAAAGAACAAUAAUUUUCAGAUAUUUCAGUCAUAAACAUUGUACUCGAUGAUUACUGAAAUUAAAGAUGCACUAAAUUAUA